AUGACCUCCGACUUCGACAUUAGCGCCGGCGCAGCUCAGUAUCUCAACCUGACCUACAACCCGAACACCCAGAACCAACAGGCUCAACAAGGACAGCAGGGCCCGGAUCAGGUCAACGACCAGCACCAACUCGUCCACCGCCAGCAGCUUCAGCACCAACAUCAUCCUCAUCAUCACCAAUUCCAGAACUUUGGAUACCCGGCCGCCUCGAAUCCCCAAUUGCUUGCCUCCGCCAUGACAAGCAACAAUCGAACCUGGCCUGUCAUGGAUAUGAACGCUCCCAGCAACACCCAGCCGCACAUGUCACCUGCCUCGAGAUCGCCCGAAACACGCCAGUCCAGCUCACCCAACUCGCACCACUCGAGUCCGCACUCGCAACACUCGUCUCUUCAGCCCUCACCGUUCCCUUCGGCGGCGAACCAAUUGACAGACUGGGCCCUCAAUCAACAGCAGGCCACCAUGGCCGCGCAACAAAGGCAGCAUCACCAUCAACAGCAGCAACAGAAUGCGCAUCACCCAGACAUGUCGCAAUUUGUUCCGGACCCUUUGAUGGGCUUCAACACGUUCAACAACAUGCCUGCCACAUCACUCGAAUACUUUCCCCCCACGACGGCGCAAGCUAUCCAUGCCAACCUGCUCGAUCCCAACUUUGGCAACCUGCCGGCUGUGGACGAGGCCACUCAUGCCAUGCACUGGGGAGGGGCACCCAUGGACAACUGGCACGACUUCCAGAGUACCCUGCAGAUGGACGGACUGCCACGGUUAGGUAGCGUUGGCAGCAAUUCGCCCACCAACACAUAUCUCGAGGUUCUCUCUCUGCCUUCCUCCUCGGGCGAGGGGUGGUCCAUGGUCGACUGGAACCAGCCUGGCAUGGAUCAGUACUCGGCUGCACAGGGCUCCGCGAUAUUCAACCCUUCACAGACCCUGCACUUGCGAACGAGCUCGGGCUCCUCCGACGGGAGCAACUCGAUGGAUAUCGGGAGCUUCGAGGAGAUUUCCUUCCCGUAUUCACCCUCCUUCUCUAACGCGUCUGACGGUCAGAACCACCGACCCUGCUACUCCUCGGAUGGGCACCACCAUCAUCACCAUCACCACACGCACGGCAGUGUGAGCCCCACUGCACCCGCGCCUACCCUCCCGGCACCGAUCAAGACGGAACCUGUCUCUGCUCGCCACAGCCCCGGUAGCGGCGCCGGUUCAAGUUCACCACCAUCGUCCGCCGGACAGCCACGCAGGAACUCUGGCCCUCGUCGGAGCCCCAUUGCCAAGACCAACACCAACAAGACCGUGGCCCGCCGCAUUUCCAACGGGAAGAAGGAUGGCGCCGUCGAGAAGAAGGUUGGGCGCAGAAAGGGACCUCUUUUGCCAGAGCAGCGAAAGCAAGCGAGCGAGAUAAGAAAGCUGCGUGCUUGUCUGCGGUGCAAGUUCCUCAAGAAGACCUGCGACAAGGGUGAGCCCUGUGCUGGGUGUCAGCCCUCGCACGCUCGCCUGUGGCAGGUGCCUUGCACCCGCAUUGACAUCAAAGACAUUGGCUAUUUCAUGAAGGACUGGAAGGCUGAUUACGAGAGGCACCUGCACUCGGGCGUCUCCGUCUACAAUGUCAAGGGAUUCUCGCAAAAGGAGACGCUCAUGUGGAUCACCCAUGGCUACGGCUUCGCUCUGCCCAUCAAGGUUCGCCAGGUCUAUGUGACCGACGACAGCUGCUUCGACGUUGACUGGGUCGAGUCCCACAACAAGGAGGACGACCCCAUUGAGUUCGAGACGCGCAGUGAGAAGCUCGACGUCGGCGCAGAGGGUGUUGACAAGGCCUCUCUGAUGAUGUAUCUCGACAGCCACAUCGAGGGUCCGUUUGAGGAUUUCAUCGAUGACCACUUUGAAGGCACCCCCUUCAUCACUGAGAUCCUCAAGACAGCUCACCGCUUCUACAAGAAGCAGCCCAUGCCCGUUAUCAAGAACGCUCUCAAGCUCGUCCUUGCGUACAACUUGACCUUCCACAUCACUCUGGUAGAGAACCAGGGUGCGGAGACGGAGAUGGACGGCGCCAUUGACGACGAGGGCUCAAAGUUCUACGGCCGCACCGUCGCACCUGUCCUUGUCAACUUCCAAAUCAAGCUGGCGCUCGCCGACAUGUGGCGCGAGUUGCAGAAGGAGAUCCUCGAGGAGCUCUCCGCCCUCUACUCUGGCGUCUACAGCACCAAGGGGCAGGAAAAGCACAAGAACUGGCCGACCAUCUUUAUGCUGGCCGCUAUCCUGCUGGCGGUGUGGGAGGAGAUGCAGUUUGACAGCCACUACCGCAUGCCUGAUCCCCAGGCGGUGAGCAAGUUCUGCAACGACAUGGAGACGACCCCUGUCGGUGUGAUUGUGGGUCUUUUCCACGCGAUCUCACAGAAGGUUCCGGCCUUCACCGACUGGGACACGCGCAAGCAUGGUCACAUCUUGUUCGACAACGUGGCUGCGUGUGACGCCAUGACCGACAUGCGUACGCACAUCCUCAAUCACGAAACAUAUCUCCGCGGUCGCAAGACGGCCGAGUUCAAGCGUGACGACUUUGACUGCUUGUCCAACAAGUUUGUGUCGAAGCUUGUCAUCCGCGCCAACUAA
Molecule: messenger RNA, 2601 nt
Organism: Emericellopsis atlantica
Lineage: Eukaryota; Fungi; Ascomycota; Sordariomycetes; Hypocreales; Bionectriaceae
Exons: 2
Coding region: 1-2601 (866 amino acids)
Biological process (GO): regulation of DNA-templated transcription
Molecular function (GO): DNA-binding transcription factor activity, RNA polymerase II-specific; zinc ion binding
Source: RefSeq, a predicted model, not a curated record